AUGUCGGGACGCGAAUUCUUUCAAAACUACAACCCCAGAUGGGGCAAAACCGUUCUUCACAACCGUGGCUUGAUCAAGCUUUGGGCCAAGUAUGAGCAGAGCCAAUACCUCCUACAAAUCGACGCUGUCGAUUAUGAACGUACAACAUCAGAAGAUCAAGACGAUCAUCCUCUUAAGCUGAGCGAACUAGGACCAAGAAUCUUUCCAUGUCGCACAACCCACCGGCGGCUUUUCCCUUCAAAACACUCAUUCUCAUAUUCUUACUUGCUGGUUGGAUUUCCAAUCGGCUGGCGUGGAUCUGCAGGCUCGCUUUUGUCUUCUGAGCCUGGCCAAACAGGAUUAGGAUCUCUGAAGACGUGGUUUUCCGUUCACGCAGAAGACUACCUUGAGCGAGGCCAUCACGUCGACGGUUUAGCUGGGAAGUUGCGAGAUUAUCUGAGGACUCAGAACCUAUCGGUGGAUGAUUAUGCCUAUGCCUAUCUCGCGACAGCACCCAAGUUUCUCGGCUAUUCAUUCAACCCCGUUUCGUUCUGGUAUCUCUACGACGAGAACCAAUCUCUGAGCGCGAUGAUUCUCGAGGUUAACAAUACAUUCGAUGAGCGGAGAAUGUACUUUUUACCACGGAACUUGGAUUGCAAGAACCCUCCAUCGCCCCAAUUUCGCCAUCAAUGGGACAAAGAUUUCCACGUGUCGCCAUUCAAUGAUCGAGACGGUUCAUAUAGCCUUUCUGCUAUCGAUCCUUUCGAGCAAAAGACAGCCGCUCACAUCGAUAACACCAUCGUACUCCAUUCUCGGGAGGGAAAACCCAAAAUUGUCACCCGCCUUUUCUCUGUCCAACCAGCCAUCGACCCAGCCAGAAUGUCAAGGCUCCAAACUCUCCUGUUCGUCGCUCGAUGGUGGUGGGUCGGCUUCAUGACAAAUCCGCGAAUUUUGCGCGAGGCCCGCGUGCUAUGGGUCAAGCAGCUACGAGUCUUCUACCGGCCAGAGGUCCUCACUAGCGGUAUUGGACGAUCAGCCACUGAGGAGGAAGCUAGUCUUGAGCCCUUCUUUCGCGCAUUUCUACGUCGGAUGGCAGACAUGUCGAGGACGUCGAUCAGUUACUCUCCAGCUGCUGGCAGUGACCGGGCCCAGACCAUCCUUAUCCCACACAAAACUGCAUCUUCAAUGGAUGUGGAUACAUAUCCCAUCGAAGUCAAAGUCAUCACACCGGCAUUCUACGCCGAGAUUGCGCGCGAGCCGGCCGUGCUCAAGCCAUUCGAACGCUUUAGCCUCAACUCUGCUCCAGGACAGGCAAUGGUCUACAUCUCUGACCCAGCUCGAUUUCGAACGGUACUGGAGGCCUUUACUCUCGGAUCUCCCCCUUCGGCCCCUCAGCGUCUCAGUCGUCAGGCUGUCUUGAACCGCCGGCUCCGCUCAGACGACAACGUGGUCUUCGCGGUUAUCAAGGCUUUACGAGACACGAUCAACCCUCAACCCACGUGGUCCACCGAUAAAGGGCCAGCGAAUUUCGAUGCGUUUGUGCGUGCUGGGUACGAAUCGGCUGAAUUCGCGUUCUACGAGAGCAUCUGCCUCAAGAUCCAUCUCGCGGACCGUCUAGCUUUCGGGUUGACGUCGCUGCUCAUACUCUAUGUCAGGAUCAUGUGGUUGAUCGCUUUGAUCUUGACAGUGUUACAUGUCAACGGCCUCGUUCACGCCACGAGGGACUUCACUUUGCAGGAUGUCCUAAGCUUCGGCGUCAAGAUGUUGCUGUUGCGCGCUUUGGAACGCUUGAUUAGCUAA
This is a messenger RNA of Rhinocladiella mackenziei CBS 650.93, 1779 nucleotides long. RefSeq lists its product as uncharacterized. The coding region runs from base 1 to 1779 and encodes 592 amino acids. NCBI's taxonomy places the organism in Eukaryota, Fungi, Ascomycota, Eurotiomycetes, Chaetothyriales, Herpotrichiellaceae. The record is from RefSeq and is a predicted model, not a curated record. The transcript is spliced from 2 exons.